Messenger RNA from Melozone crissalis (California towhee), 1467 nucleotides. RefSeq lists its product as uncharacterized. Gene Ontology annotation, biological process: adaptive immune response. Lineage: Eukaryota; Metazoa; Chordata; Aves; Passeriformes; Passerellidae. The coding region runs from base 76 to 1467 and encodes 463 amino acids. The record is from RefSeq and is a predicted model, not a curated record. Gene Ontology annotation, molecular function: signaling receptor activity. The transcript has 7 exons. Gene Ontology annotation, cellular component: membrane.
GGGAGCCUGCCCUGGCACUGUGGAGGAUCUGGGAGAGCUCCAGCCCUGCUGGAGCUCACUGCCCUGGGCAGCCCCAUGGACCCUCCCCACCUCCUGCAUUUGGGGUUCCUGCUCCUGGCUCUUGCUGCUCCCCAUCCAAGAAUUGCCAUGUCCAUUGCUGGCCCUGCUGGGAGGACACAAGGCAGCACAGCUAUGGAAGUCUACCGCUGUGAGGACUGGGAAAGCUGCAAACGCAAGGAUGACGGAAUUGAUUUUAACAACUGUACAAAAAUUGCUGAAAUACAGCACAAGAAAAACACUAUUCCAGAUGUAACAGCUGAGUUGAUGGCCAAUGAAUCACACAUCACUGUUUGCUUUGAGCAAGCAAAUUUCUGUCCUGAAGAAGUUUAUGUCGUCUGGGAUGAAACUGUGCCACCAAAACACUGGUGUGGCAUCCUGAAUUGUGGAGAAAAUGGAGGAGAUAACAUCAGCACUGAGAACCAGACUGUUUGCUGUGAAGCAGAGGCAAAUGCCUGGCGACACAACCCUUUGAAGUGCUACAUUCAGGAGUCACAUCCAAAACACACUGCACUGGCAGUUGCCAUUCCUGGUGGAGGAAAAGAACAGACCACAGACAUUAUCAGUGCUUGGGAAGGAGACUCCAUCAGCAUAACUUGCCCAAUGAAUCGUGCAAAGUAUCAAUUGGGAAUGUUCUUGAGAGUUAUCAGACAGAAUGUCAACGUGAUAUAUUGUUCCAAGGAGAAUUCUUCACAUAUCAAUCCUGCCUUUGCUAAUCGCACCGAGUGUUCAAAGGAAGGGGAGAACUUCAGGAUAACCCUGCACAGGCUACAGGAGUCUGAUUCUGAAAUCUACGUAUGCACAGAUGUCUUAAAAAUGAAGGAGAUAUAUAGGAAGACAAUCAUAGUACUGGUCAAAGCUAAAUCCAGAAGGCCUCUGGAGCAGUCACCACUCCAUGCCAACCCUGAGCAAGGCCAGUCUGUCAACAUCACCUGCGAGUUGAAAAGUGAAGAGAAGUUCUACUUGUUCAGGACUCACGUGCAGCCUGGCACAGUUCUGUCUGUGCCAAAUCUCAGCCGGUCAGGGGUUUCUCCUGCCUUUGAGAAUCGCUUGGAGUAUUCAAGGGAAGGAAAUAGAAUUGUAGUGAUUCUACACAAGCUACAGGAAAAGGACAGUGAUAAUUACAUCUGUGCCCAGGAGGUGAAGGGUUCCCCUCUGCUCUCUGCAAGAGGCACCAUGGUGCUGGUUAAAGAAGUGGAGCAGGCAUGUGAGAAGAGCUCCUGGGAUUUGUAUGCCCUUCUCAUCAUGAUGGCUGUGCUGUUCUGUGCCCUGGUGUGCUGCGCCUUGUACCGUGUGGAUGUGAAGAAAUAUUUCCAGAGGAAAAAGCCCAAUGAGGUAUAUGAAGACAUGUCCUACAACUCCAGGCGGAGCACCCUGGUCAGAACCAACACCUAUUCCAGAGGUGAAUAA